Molecule: messenger RNA, 3626 nt
Organism: Seriola dumerili (greater amberjack)
Lineage: Eukaryota; Metazoa; Chordata; Actinopteri; Carangiformes; Carangidae
Gene: sv2a
Product: synaptic vesicle glycoprotein 2A-like
Exons: 12
Coding region: 1-2211 (736 amino acids)
Biological process (GO): chemical synaptic transmission; transmembrane transport
Cellular component (GO): membrane
Molecular function (GO): transmembrane transporter activity
Source: RefSeq, a predicted model, not a curated record
AUGGACGACGACGGACGCUACAGAGACAACCGCUCAGACUUCAUCCGCGGCGCCAAGGACAUCGCCAAAGUGGCCAAAAAGCAGGUAGGCAAGAAGGUGGGGCGCGGCAUGGACAAAAUGACCGAUGAGUACACCAAGCGCUCCUAUAAGCGUUUCGAGGAGGAAGACGAUGAAGACUACGCUGGUGUGCCAAGCAACGACGAUGGAUAUUACCGCAACGACAGCCGGGCCAAUGACGAUGAAGGCCACAGCGACUCCACUGAAGGACACGAUGAGGACGAUGAGAUCUAUGAAGGCGAGUACCAGGGCAUCCCGAGGGCCGACUCAGGCAAGGCUGGCAGCAUGGACGGCGUGACGGCCGCCCAGGCGCAGCAGUUCAGGGAUCUGUCAGCUUACGAGGGCGAGAGGAGGAAAGACCAGGAGGAACUGGCCCAGCAGUACGAGACCAUCCUGCAGGAGUGUGGCCACGGGAAGUUCCAGUGGACACUCUACUUUGUCCUGGGGCUGGCGCUGAUGGCAGAUGGCGUGGAGAUCUUUGUGGUCGGCUUCGUGCUGCCCAGUGCGGAGAAGGACAUGUGUCUAUCCGAACCCAACAAGGGCAUGCUGGGUCUGAUUGUUUACCUGGGGAUGAUGGUCGGGGCGUUUGUAUGGGGCGGCCUGGCUGAUCGGAUUGGCCGACGGCAGACCCUCCUCAUCUCCCUCUCCAUCAACAGCGUGUUCGCCUUCUUCUCGUCCUUCGUCCAGGGAUACAGCUCUUUCCUCUUCUGCCGCCUGCUCUCUGGCGUGGGCAUUGGUGGCUCCAUCCCCAUUGUGUUUUCCUAUUACUCUGAGUUCCUGGCCCAGGAGAAGCGAGGAGAGCAUCUGAGCUGGCUCUGCAUGUUCUGGAUGAUCGGUGGUAUCUACGCCUCCGCCAUGGCCUGGGCCAUCAUCCCACAUUAUGGCUGGAGCUUCCAGAUGGGCUCGGCCUACCAGUUCCACAGCUGGCGCGUCUUUGUGCUGGUGUGUGCCUUCCCCUCUGUGGCGGCCAUCUCUGCCCUCACCACCAUGCCUGAGAGCCCCCGCUUCUACCUGGAGAAUGGGAAACACGAUGAGGCAUGGAUGAUUCUGAAGCAGGUCCACGACACCAACAUGAGGGCCAAAGGUUACCCAGAGAGGGUUUUCUCCGUGACCACCAUCAAAACAGUGAAGCAGUUGGAUGAACUGAUGAACAUGGGCGAUAACACCGCCUGGCAUGAGAAAUGGAGGCUAAAGCUCUCUGCGCUUUUCCAUCAGGUGUGGCAUAAUUUCCAGGCUGUUUUCUCUCCUGAGUACCGCCGCACCACCUACAUGAUGAUGGCUGUGUGGUUCUCUAUGUCCUUCAGCUACUACGGUCUGACAGUGUGGUUCCCCGAUAUGAUCAAGUACCUGCAGAAGCAGGAGUACUCUUCCCGCACCAAGGUUUUCGUCAAGGAGAAAGUAGAACAUGUCACCUUUAACUUCACCCUGGAAAACCAGGUCCACCGCCAGGGAGAGUACUUCAAUGACAAGUUUAUGAACCUGAGAAUGAGGUCUAUGGUGUUUGAGGACUCGCUGUUUGAGGAGUGUUACUUUGAGGACAUCACCUCCAGCAACACCUUCUUCAAGAACUGCACCUUCAUUGCCACCCUCUUCUACAACACAGAUCUCUUCAAGUAUAGGUUGGUCAACUGCAGGCUCAUCAACAGCACUUUCCUGCACAACAAAGAGGGCUGCCUGCUUAGUGACGUCAGUGAUGACAACAAUGCCUACAUGGUCUACUUUGUCAGUUUCCUGGGCACCUUGGCUGUGUUGCCAGGCAACAUUGUCUCCGCGCUGCUCAUGGACAAGAUCGGACGGUUGAGGAUGCUAGCGGGUUCCAGUGUGAUAUCUUGCAUCAGCUGUUUCUUCCUGUCCUUUGGCAACAGCGAGUCAGCCAUGAUUGCUCUGCUCUGCCUGUUCGGGGGAAUCAGCAUCGCCUCCUGGAACGCCCUGGAUGUGCUGACUGUCGAGCUCUACCCCUCUGACAAGAGAACCACAGCGUUUGGCUUCCUCAACGCCCUCUGUAAACUAGCGGCUGUGUUGGGCAUAAGCAUCUUCACCUCGUUCGUUGGUAUAACCAAGGCUGUGCCCAUACUCUUUGCCUCGGGGGCGCUGGCGGCGGGCAGUUUUCUGGCCCUCAAACUACCAGAGACGCGGGGCCAGGUGCUGCAAUAGUGUGGCACCAACAACUUUCCGGGGGGCAGAAGAGUUUUCGCCACACUGUGAUCGAACAGCUCAAGAGCCCUCCAGAUCCUACCCUCUAACCCCUCCCCCCAAGUAAAGUUUGUGCACAUAACACAAGCGACACAGAUGUACUGAGCUGUAAAUACUUGAGAUUGGUGAUUAUUUGAUAGGUACCCCUCCAUGCUAUAUAUAUAUAUAUAUAUAUAUAUACAUACAUAAGUGGAGCUGUGACAAAACAUUAUAAUGCCUGAAUAAGCUUUGAGCUGAUUGAGACAGAUUAUUCAUGAUUGCUCAGAAUUGGUGCCAAUGAUAACAUGAGGAAAACAUAAUGUUAAGUUAUUCAGCAGGAGCGUGUCAUUUUGUAUCCCUGGAAUACAACAGUACAUUUAGAUUUGCCCCCCCCCCCAAUACAAGUACAUGCACCUGGGGUUGGAGGUCAGGUCAUGGGGGCUCUUGAUAAUGAGCCAUGCAAAUAGACUCAUAGAAAUGACCACUAGCCAUUGUUGCAGAGUUCUCUGUAGUCACCUCCAUUCUUCUGAGCAAAUUCAACUCACCUUUCAAGUCUUAAAUACGUUGCCAUUGUUGGACGUAGAAUCAAGAAUUUGACAUUUUAUGCCUUGAUUUGAAGCAUUUUUGACUUUGCGGGGUAAAACCAAGACACGACCUCUCUUGGCUUUCUCUUUAACAAAGACCUGUCCUCAUUCUUUGUCUCCCAAAGGUCUUGUGUUAGUGUACAGACUGCCAUUUUAUAGAUUAUAGAACAUUCCAGGUUUGUUUUUGUUGUUGUUAGACUGCGAUAAGGAGAUAAAUCAAGUUUUUUCCCUUUAAGACAUAGUUUUUUGAUCACCUCCGAACAUGUCACGGGUCAUCAUUCAAAUAUAAUUCACUGUCAUGAUUGCCAUUUUAUCACAAAGACGAAGCUAAUUCGUUGAAAUUUACAUUUGAAGCACAACCAUUAGCCAAUGUGAAUGUCCCGAACAUUUUCUUGACUUGAUGAAAAUGUUCAGAAUCUCACUCUCAAUCAUCAUUUUUCAAUCAUACUGUAUAUCCCUUUGUAAGAAAUGCCUUUUUAGUAUCUCUCCUCCCAGACUUACAGUAUGCUUGUCUCUUAUAAAACAUGUUUUGGAGGGUGUUAUGCAUGUCACAAAGUAUGUAUGUAACUUUAUGAAAAUUGAGAGUAUACAACAUGUAGCCUAAACAGCAUUUUUGGACAUGUUACAUCUGCUCAUUGAUUGGUCUGGCUUACCUUGCCAUAAUAUUUUGAUCUCUCUGACCCAUAAAAGACAGUGCUAGCAACUGCUGUUGCUAACAGUGAUGAGUCUUACCCCACUCUCCUUAGAGCACACUGCACAACUUAAAUGAAAAUAUUCCUUUUAUUCACUUAAACCAUACUAUUACAUGUGAAA